This is a messenger RNA of Trematosphaeria pertusa, 1108 nucleotides long. Its product is annotated as NAD(P)-binding protein. Bases 97 to 1032 code for a protein of 311 amino acids. The transcript has a single exon. The record is from RefSeq and is a predicted model, not a curated record. NCBI's taxonomy places the organism in Eukaryota, Fungi, Ascomycota, Dothideomycetes, Pleosporales, Trematosphaeriaceae.
UCUACAUACAUAUGAACAACUAGUGCUCACUUUCAUUCGCUUUUAUAUAACUCGCAGUCAAACUCUGCGAAGAAGCUUUGUCGGACAUCAAUCGCAAUGCCAGCGGAUCCUUCGAACGACCUCCUCCUACUAACAUGCGCCUCCGGCAAGCAGGCCACAGCCCUUCUCCCUCUCCUUUCGCAAUGGAAGCGUCUCCGCCUCGCUGUCAAAUCCUCAUCCUCCAAGGAGCGCCUCCAACAGCAGUACCCGCAUGCCGAAGUCAUCCAAACGGACCUGUACUCGCCCACCAACACCGCGGCCCUCAUGGGAGGCGUCAACGUCGUCAUCCACAUCGGGCCCAGCUACCAUCCGCACGAAACCGAAAUCGGCUACAUGAUGAUCGAUGCCGCUGUGCAAGAGUAUGGCAGCGGAAAAGGAGGAUUGAAUCAUUUCAUACUCAGUAGCGUGCUCAACACGCAGUUCCGCAAGAUGAUGAACCACGACUGCAAGAGGUAUAUCGAGGAGUAUAUAAUGGAGUCCGGACUCCCGUACACCAUUCUCCAGCCGUCGACUUUCAUGGAUAAUACUCCGCUGCCGAUGCUCAUGAGCCAAGAGCAACCCGUCUUCCGCUCGGCUUGGAGCACAGACGUCAAAUUCUCCUGGGUCGCGCUGCGCGACCUCGCCGCUGUCAUGCAUACCAUGCUCAUUGAGCGCGAGAAGCACUUCUACGCCCAGUACCCGCUCGUGUCCACACACAGCACGCUGUCCUUCGGCGAAGCGAUGGGCAUCAUCUCGAAGAAGAUUGGAAAGGAGAUCAAAGUCGAGGUUGCGGAGUUUAGAGAGGGCGUGGAUAACACGCUGGUAAGGGUGUACGGGACGAGUGAGGGGAUCGACCAGCGGAGUAGGGAUGCAGCGCAGAGGAUGAUUCUGUUUUAUGAUAACCGGGGGUUAAUUGGGAAUUCGAAUGUUCUGGAGUGGGUGAUUGGGAGGAAGGCGACGCAGUUUGAUGAGUGGGUGGACGGGAAGGUUGGAGAGGCUGGAGGGAGAAAGUAGCUGGAGGGAGAAAGCAGCAGGAGGGAAGUUUAAGCUACAGAUGGAUUGGGACUAGCGUGCUAUUGACGACUUGGCA